UUCCCCAGGCAAUCAAUCUGUUCAGCUCUACUUAGAAUCAUGCUAAGCUUUAAUUUAUUUUCAAUCUUAGUCAUCAAUAUUUUAGCAUGUAUAUACGCGGAAAAAGUUUGUGAAAUAUCUACGAUUUGCGGCAAUGCAGCUUCAAUAAGAUCUCAGAUGAUUGCAGUGCGUGUCGAGCAGGAGCGACAUGGUGAACUAUUGGACGACUUGACCCAGAAACUGGACAGCUGCCUUUCCAAAACUGGCGUGGAAACAAAGCUCUAUGGCAAGAGUUGCGCCGAACCUUCGGUCCUCACCCAGAACAGUGAAAUCAAUGUGAUCGUGGUGCCCGAGUACAGUAAACACCCUUUCGUGGUGGCCUGCGAUCAACUGAGCCAUGGUGGCGGCUGGACUUUAAUCCUGCGUCGCACAGAUGGAAGUGAGGACUUUUUCCGAGACUGGAACGACUACAAGAAUGGUUUCGGCAAGCUGGAGAACGAAUUCUUCUUGGGACUGGAUAAGCUACACGCCAUGACUACAGCAGAGCAACAGGAGCUGCUUGUCCUGCUAGAGGACAACGAGGGCGAUCGACGGUACCAGAAGUACGACAACUUCAGAAUCGGUUCGGAGGAGAAUGGCUUCGCGCUAGAGUCCUUGGGCAACAAUUCGGGCAACGCCGGCGAUGCCUUGGCCACCCAUCUGGGACAGAAGUUCACCACCAAGGAUCGGGAUAACGACAAACACGCUACGGUCAACUGUGCAAUUAACUACAGCAGUGCCUGGUGGUAUAAUGCCUGCCAUCACAGCAACUUGGCAGGCAAAUACGGCGAUAACGCGCAUGGCAAGGGCAUCAACUGGUAUCAAUUCAAGGGGCAUACCUACUCUCUGAAACGUGCGCAAAUGAUGAUAAGGCCUAAAAAGCAGUGCCACUAAAACAAAUCAUCAUAAAUCAUCAAUAUUUGCUUUGAAGCAAACAUAUAUUAUUGUUUUAAUUGAUUCUAAAUUGUCUUCCAUUAGCAAAUUUAUUGUGACUUUUAACAUCAUAUUUUUUACUUUAAAGCCAUCUUGAACGAUAGCAA
Messenger RNA from Drosophila kikkawai, 1058 nucleotides. RefSeq names its product microfibril-associated glycoprotein 4-like. The record is from RefSeq and is a predicted model, not a curated record. NCBI's taxonomy places the organism in Eukaryota, Metazoa, Arthropoda, Insecta, Diptera, Drosophilidae.